CCUACGCCGGCGCUGCCCCUUCCCUUCCCUUUCCCGCCGCCGCUUAUUUCUUCCUCCCUCCAAUUCCGCCUGAGUUUACACUUCACUGAAACGACUGUCGUUUUGAGAGGCUAGGAAUUUGCAGAGGAGAAUACAGCUGCUGCACGUUUCCUCUUUCAUUUCUUACUUCUUCCCACUCCGACGAUCCCUCGAUCACGGUUCCCUACUCGCUUCUCGGCUAACUCGUUGGAAGUAGAUUUCCUUGUCCGUCUGAAGUGGAUUCCGGCAUCGAUUGGACUGAAAUUUGCAGAAACGGGGAGCGCGUAUACCUGGGAGUCGUUCUCUUCAUCGGUCAGUUCCUCGACGGCGGAUCGUCUCAGCCACUCCGACAAUGCACGGCCGCCCUCGUAAGCCUUUGAAACCAGUAGACGAAGCCGCGGUAGCUGCCAAGGCUGAGAAGCUUCGCGCUCUCCAAUCUGAGUUCCUUUCCAAUCACCAGAACAAAAUUUACAGUAAGGAAGCUGUAGAGUUGAGCGCCAAGCUGCUGGAGAUCAAUCCGGAGCUGUACACUGCUUGGAACUACAGGAAGCUUGCUGUUCAGCAGAAUCUCGCACAGUGCGAAUCGGAUCCAGAAUCUGUUAAUUCGAUUCUCGAUGAAGAACUUAAAGUGGUGGAGAAUGCAUUGAGGCAAAAUUUCAAGUCGUAUGGAGCUUGGCACCAUAGGAAAUGGGUACUGGAGAAAGGGCAUUCCUCCAUGGAUAAGGAGUUAGGACUUUUGGACAAGUUCCAAGCCAUGGAUGCACGGAAUUUUCAUGCCUGGAAUUACCGCAGAUUUGUGGCAGCAUUGAUGAAACGAUCAGACGAGGAUGAACUAGAGCACACCCAGAAUAUGAUUGACAAAAACCUGAGUAACUAUUCUGCAUGGCACAAUCGCAGUAAUUUUCUGUCGAGGAAUUGCAGUGUGCUUCUGUCAAAUUUGAUGAAGAAGGCAGCUCCAGGAUUUACUAGCAAAGAUGAGGUUUUAACAAGGGAGUAUGAAUUGGUGCGUGAGGCUCUUUUCACUGAUGAAGAUGACCAAAGUGGCUGGUUCUAUCAUCUUUGGCUUCUUGAUCAAACUGUCAGAUCUGAGUUCCCUCUGCUUGUUUCUUCAUGGCCGGUCGAAGGUUCUGAUAUUUCUCUGCCAGCAGCUGAUUACCUGGAUGGUUGUGCUUCUAUGAAUGUGUUCCAUUACAGUUCCAGAAAUUUUCCUCUCGUUCUUUACUUCAACCAAUCUGUCAGAGGUGUCAACUCAUCUACUGUCAGUGUUUCGUGUGGGUUUAACCUAAACAUUGAUCUUAUUUGGAAACCUCUUUCUUCAACUGACUCUCAAAGUGCAAAAGUUUGGGCUACACAUUUAGCCAUCCCUGAUGCAGAGCUUCAUUCUUCAGAAGCUUACCAGGUGGAGGUUAAAGUUGGAUUUUCACAGGGAAUUGUUUCAACUACUGGUGUAGCAUAUAGCCAUCCUUCUCAGAUUUCAUUUCAGCUGCACUUACAAAAGACCCCACUUGAAUCUGGACAAGACUCAAGGUUUGGGAGAAUUCAGUGGAAAGAUGAUUGUUUUGCUGUUUAUGAACCUGGUUCUGCAGAACCUGAUUUGGUUAACCUUCUUGACAAUCUAACAAUCAAGAAUGAGGUAGAGUCAACAGCUUCAACCUGGCAAGCGAGAAUCAUUGAUGACGAGACUAAUAUUUUUCGUGACUUAUUGGACUGCAAAAUUGGGAAGCUGACAGUGGCCAGGCUGUUGACUGCUUACAAUUCAUUGAGACCUUUGGAUAAACCAGUCCAUUGUAAGGAAGUUUUAGAGCUAUACAGUGAGCUAAUGAAGUUGGACCCUUCUCACUAUCAAUAUUACAAAGAUAACCACAGCUUGGUUUUAUUGCAACAGGUGACUUCUAGUAAGGAGUCUUUGCUGAGUCGUUGUUUUCACUAUAGGGACUCAACUCUGUCAACCAAUGGUAGUCCCUUGUGUUUGCGACUAAACAACUUAGCAAUUUCACAAUUGGGAUCUUUUGAGAAGUUGCUAUGGGUUCAAAUGUUAGACCUCAGCAACAAUGAACUUCAAUCGAUUGAAGGAUUGGAGGCUCUGCAACUUCUCUCGCAAUUGUGUUUGAGUAAUAACAAAUUCAGGAGUUUUACUGCUUUGGAGUCUUUGAGAUAUUUGAAAUCACUGAAAGUGUUGGAUAUUUCGCAAAACGAAAUAGGUUCUCAUUCCAUCGACACCACCAGAUAUCUAUUCCGUUCUCCAUUGUCCCAUUCAGUCGGAAGUUGCGAUUGGAAUAUCAAUUAUCUCAGUUCAGAAACAUACUGGGAAGCUUUUUUCGUUCUCAAAGACAUGGGGCUGACUCAGUUGGACGUGGCUGGGAAUGCAAUCACCAGUAAGAGUUUUAAUGUGUUUCUGGAAAAGCUCCUGCCUACUCUCAAGUGGCUGGAUGGUGUAGAAGUAAACUAACUUUCAUCUUGAUCGGAGAGCUUUCCAAUCAUGCUUCCAUCACAAGAAUUUGUGUACCCAAGUUAUGUUUUGUGACACGCAACUAUUUCUAUACCCGAGAUGUAUUUUGAUGAAACUCGUGACAGUAAAUUUCCAUCUUGUCUGAUCCUAUUAUUUCUGAGAAGGGAUGGGUAAGUAGGUGAAUGCAAUUUUCCUUUGUUAAAUGAGCUUUCCUUAACCCUGUUAUAUUGGUUCUACUAACUUGGAAUGGAUUCAUUGAUUUGAGAAACAAGUAUGCCUUGCAAUCACACGCCAUGGGAGAUCUCAGAUGGAAACAUGUGAGCGAGUUUACUUGCCGAGGCGAAUCCUAACUAGAUUGAUGCUUCGGGAUGAGGAGCAAAGCUUCAGAGGCUACAGUGUAGCAAUGGACAUACACUCUGCUCGACUUGCAAAACCAGGGUACAUAAUCGGUGCCCAACUUGUAGACAGGAGCUUGGAGACAUUAGGUGUUUAGCACUUGAGAAGGUGGCAGAAUCUCUUGAAUUGCCCUGCAAGUUUUACAAUUUGGGGUGCCCAGAGAUAUUUCCUUACUACAGCAAACUCAAGCAUGAGACAGUUUGCAACUUCAGACCAUACAACUGUCCAUAUGCUGGAUCGGAAUGCUCCGUUGUUGGUGAUAUUCCUGCUCUUGUUGCUCAUCUACGGGAUGAUCACAAGGUAGAUAUGCACACGGGUUGCACAUUCAACCAUCGCUACGUGAAGGCUAAUCCUCGUGAAGUCGAAAACGCCACUUGGAUGUUGACGGUAUUCCAUUGCUUUGGUCAGUAUUUUUGUCUUCAUUUCGAAGCCUUUCAGCUAGGGAUGGCUCCGGUCUACAUGGCAUUCCUGCGUUUCAUGGGGGAUGAGUCUGAGGCUCGUAACUACAGCUACAGCCUCGAGGUUGGAGCAAAUGGGAGGAAGCUCAUUUGGGAGGGGACUCCACGAAGCGUAAGAGAUAGUCACAAGAAGGUGAGGGAUAGCCAUGACGGUCUCAUUAUUCAAAGAAACAUGGCUCUCUUCUUCUCCGGAGGGGAUAGGAAGGAACUGAAGCUGAGGGUUACCGGCAGGAUCUGGAAGGAACAACAGAAUCCAGAAGCUGGUGUGUGCAUACCAAACCUUUGUAGCUAAAACAAAAAAGAAGAAGAAACAGAUGAACUGUAAUUUUGGGGAUGAUUUCAGGUAAUUGUGUGUGGGGUUGGUACUCUCUCUUGUGUGUUGUGUUGUUUGGAAUUGUCAUGUGACUGAAAAGCUGUCAAUUUUUCGUUGUCUUCGUAAGUGUUGUAUAAUGAAAGCAACUCGUCUUCCUUGCUACACUUCAGCUGCCACUAAUGAUCAAGCCAGUUCCCAUCUCUCUUUAGUCUGCUGUUUGUACUUGAAGUUGCCUCCUUUAUUGAGACGCUGCCAGUUCAUUCCCGAGUUGGCCAAUCAUUCGGUCGACAUUGGAUCUUGAAUUCGACCUAUUGAUGUUUGGAUGAAACUAGACAAUACUGAAGAUUGUCCUAGUUUUGAUACAUCCACUUUACGUACACACUAGGA
Molecule: messenger RNA, 4021 nt
Organism: Linum tenue
Lineage: Eukaryota; Viridiplantae; Streptophyta; Magnoliopsida; Malpighiales; Linaceae
Source: the annotation of a GenBank genome assembly